Glycine soja is the source of this 1698-nucleotide messenger RNA. RefSeq lists its product as uncharacterized. NCBI's taxonomy places the organism in Eukaryota, Viridiplantae, Streptophyta, Magnoliopsida, Fabales, Fabaceae. The coding region runs from base 556 to 1158 and encodes 200 amino acids. The record is from RefSeq and is a predicted model, not a curated record. The transcript has a single exon.
AUGGAUAGAAUUUGAUUGGUUGAGUAAUAGGUAUGAAUUGCUGUAAACUUUCUCAUGAAAACAAAAAAUCUUAUAUAUCACAUGUUUUACCUUUUAAGUUUUAUCUAAAUCCAAAUCGCCAUCUCCGACUAUAUUACAACACAUCAUAACUGUGUGGCAUUGGUUCGUUUAAGGAAAAAUAAAACAAAUGUGGCAGACAUCCUAUGCCCCAAAGUCAAAUUUCGAAGUGACAUUAUAACCAACACAAAGGCUAAAAGACUCAUCUAAACGAGAACUACCAAACCAAGUCCACCCUUAUGUGCGUCACAAGAUGGAGCGGUUUAAGCAACAUCAAACCCCAAUAUAAUGCAACACAAACCCAAACCCCUUUAGUUCAACUCAAUUCACAACCACAUUAUCAGGGUUUUUGGAUUGUCAAUACCAACCUUCUUUUGCGUCCAACCUCCGUUUCCAGGAAGUAUCCUCUUCUUGUUUCUACGUUGAAGUUGUCUCGUGUAUUUCGUGCUGCAGCAAAAUUGCCGAAAAUCCAAACACGCACUAAUUUUCCUCUCAGAGAUGGGUAACCAAUUAGUCUCACUACGCCCCUCAGAAGCCACGGGCAAAAUUAUUACGUGGGAUGGUUCGGUGCACGAAAUUGAGCAAUCUUUGACAGUGGCAGAGCUGAUGCUGGAGCACCCAGAGCAAGUGGUGGUUGAGUUGCAUUCAGCGGUGAAUAAUAAAAGGCCAACGCCAUUGCCAGCGGAUAACAAGUUAGAGACAAAUAAGGUGUAUCUGAUGCUUCCAUUGAAGCGAGGGAAGCCCGUUGGAUUAAGCGGGGAAGAAACUCGACGCAUUUUAUUGAUUCUUAAUUCUGCUCUGCAGCAUUCCAAGUGUCUUGUGGGUUCUUCUUCUUCUUCUUCAAAGUUUGUUCCCUGGCUCACGCGUCUGUGCCAGAACACUACUACAAUUGUGGAACCUCAGAGAAAGAUUAACGAGGAAAUAACGGAGAAGAGUGAUGAAGAGAGCUGCCAGUUGUUUUUGCCGGAAAUGUUGGAAGGGAGGCCUGAAUAUUUGAAUAGGCAGGUUUCAGGGAAAGGGUGGAAGCCUACUCUUGACACCAUUAAGGAGAAGAAUAUUGACAGAAAGCUCACUCACUGGUUAUUCCUCAAGACCUUUUAGUCUUAGCCAUUUUUAACUGUUUUUGGUAUUACUUUUCUAUUAGAGUUUCAUUUCGAUGAUCUAAUGAAAAUUUGCAGUCAAGAUCAGAAUAGAUUAUCGAAAUAAAACUCUGGUUUUAAUUAGAAAGUGAUACCAACGACAUUUAAACAACUGGGUGUAUUUUUGUUUUUACGUAUAGUUGUUAGUUAAUGAAAAUGUUGUGGCUUUAUGUGGGUACAAUAUUGUAAAAACGUAAAAAGAGAGUUCAGGUAUUAGCCUAUUAUUGUAUGUGUUUACAUUUCUGUGACAGGACAAUUAUUUUUAGGAGGUCCUUUCUUCCGGUUUUUUUAGGAGGUCACAAAUAUUUUGCAUGAGAAAGACCAGUGGUAUACUGCAUAGUACUAGCAUACAAUAAUGUUCUAAUCCGAAAGUCUUCAACUAUGCUAGAUUCAAUCUAAAAAGGAACAAACCCAUGAAAGGAAUACUCCAAAAGAGAAUUUUAUUGUGUAUAAUAAUCCUAUCUAUCCAACUUGAAUAAUAUGUUCCUCAGGACUUAGAUUC